Molecule: messenger RNA, 1153 nt
Organism: Microdochium trichocladiopsis
Lineage: Eukaryota; Fungi; Ascomycota; Sordariomycetes; Xylariales; Microdochiaceae
Product: NADP-dependent oxidoreductase domain-containing protein
Exons: 2
Coding region: 192-1058 (288 amino acids)
Molecular function (GO): oxidoreductase activity
Source: RefSeq, a predicted model, not a curated record
CCACUUACACCACCACCACGCAAGAGCUCACGGCGACACUGACUGCACGCACGUCCAUCACAAGCAAAAGGCACCUGCAUCUCUACAGAGAUUCACUUUUACUGUCGAGAGAGACCUUUAAUUUUCCCUCUAACCGAAGCCACGAUCCUUUGACUCUGCUCGCCCAAAUCCCAAUCUGAACCAGUUUCACCAUGGCAGCUCAGCGAGCCGUCACAGAUAAUCUCACCCUCGCCUCAAAGCAGCGCAUCCCGCAACUUGGCUUUGGCGUGUACAAGUCUCCCGCAGACCAGACUGUCGCCUCGUGCCGGCGCGCCCUGGACGUCGGGUACAGGCACAUUGACACGGCGCAGUUCUACGGCAACGAGCGUGAGGUCGGCGACGCCGUGCGCCAGCACACCAGCCUGAAGCGCAGCGACGUGUUCCUGACCACAAAGAUCCUCGAGGCUGGGGGUUCCGUGGACGCGAGCUACGCGAAGUGCGUUGAGAGCGUGCGCAAGCUGAACCCGGGCGUCGAGCAGGGAGGAGGAGGCUACGUGGACUUGUUCCUGAUCCACACGUCAAAUGUCUCUGCCGGGCAGAGGAAGGAGAUGUGGCAGGCGCUAGAGAGGCUGUAUGAGGAGGGCAAGGCCAGGAGUAUCGGCGUGAGCAACUUUGGCAUCAAGCACAUUGAGGAGCUCAAGCAGUUCGCCAAGGUGUGGCCGCCGCACGCAAACCAAAUCGAGCUUCACCCCUGGCACCAGCAGCGCGAGAUUGUCAAGUACUGCGAGGACAACAAAAUCAUCGUGCAAGCCUACUGCCCGAUCGCCAGGAAUAAGCGGGCUGACGACAAGACGGUCGCGGGCGUUGCACAUAAACACGGCGUCACAGCAAACCAAGUGCUCAUCCGCUGGUCCCUCCAGAAGGGCUGGGUGCCGCUGCCUAAGAGUGACGACCCAGAGCGCAUCAGGCUGAAUGCUGAUGUGUAUGGCUUCGAGCUGGACAAUAACGAGAUGCAAGCUCUUGAUGCGCUGGACGAGGGUGCUGCUGGCGCGCUAGUGAAGACGGUUGAGAACCAUUAAUCUUCUCGGACGGACUAUAUUUAUGCAUUGUCGAAGCACAGAAACAUAAAGCAUAUAGGAACAAAAUGAAUAUCUGUUAUAUCCAUCCUCGAGGG